Molecule: messenger RNA, 2156 nt
Organism: Trichoplusia ni (cabbage looper)
Lineage: Eukaryota; Metazoa; Arthropoda; Insecta; Lepidoptera; Noctuidae
Product: alpha-(1,3)-fucosyltransferase C-like
Exons: 2
Coding region: 728-2002 (424 amino acids)
Cellular component (GO): membrane
Molecular function (GO): alpha-(1->3)-fucosyltransferase activity
Source: RefSeq, a predicted model, not a curated record
UAAGCGGGUUUUUCAUACGGCAGCCAGGCCAGUAUAUCGCAAAAUGAAACGCAUAAAUUUUGUACAGUACAACUUGAGGUGCAUAUAUUCAAUUUGGUGUGUGUUCGCCUUAAUCAGUUCGUUGUAGUUUGAAUUUUAGUGAAAAGGACUACAUUUUUAAUCGGAUUUACUCUGAAUUUAUGUUUUGCUUUCAGCAUGCUAAUACCGGGAGAUAGAUGACAUUGCUUUAAUGAACAUACGCUUAGAUAUUACAUUUUCUGUCAACCAUACUUUGUUGAUAAACUUCCAUAGAUUUUAUAAAAACAGAAUACUUAGGAAAUAACAACUAAAGAUUUUGCAUCUAAAACCAUUUAUGAAACUUGCAAAGAUUGUUAACACACUUUUGUAAGUAAAUUGAAGUAUAAAUUAUAGUUAUUAUAAUAAUAAACAACUUCAAAAAAACUUUCGUUAGACAGCUUUUCUUCAAUACUGUUCACAUUUAUGUCGUGUAUUAAAACAAAUAGUGGAUUGAAUUCUAAGCACCACAGAUUGUUUACUAAAACGAUUACGCACAACGCAUUACAAGAACGAAUCAAACAAGACAUUCUUUCGCUGAAAAAUUCAAGAACUGUCGAUUAAUUUGUAAACAGGCAAUAAGUACACUACUUACAGGCAAUAACUGACCAGUCGUGGUUCGAACUUCAGUGGAGUUAGUGACAAGUGACAGUAAUGACCUGAAAACGCGCCAAUGAGGGAUAAAUUAGAAAAGAAAAUGUAUACGUACCAUAUGAAAGAAAUGAUGUUCGUCACAACUUGCAAGAAGAAUUAUCUGAAAGUCGCACUAUGUAUCGUGUGCGUCGCUACCGUGUUGGUCGUGAUGAUCUUACCGCAUGUCUUAUCGACGAGCAAGCACGUAUUCCAUAAACGCCAUGCGAGAUACCCAACAGAUCUGAAGUAUAUACUAUUCUGGACGCUACCGAGGAAGCAUCGAUCAAGGUUCUCUCUGAACAAGCCGCACGAAUUUCUACCAGGCCAAAGCACGUUUAUAGAUCAAAAGUGUCCGUACAUUAACUGUUACAUAAGCUACACCAAAGAUACACUUUCAAACGAUGAAGAUUUCGAUGCCGUCGUCUUCAGCGUGGACGAUAUCAAGAAGAUGGAUGUCAACUUUAUUAAUAUGUCCCGAUCCCCAGACCAGUUAUACAUAUUUAGGUCACUAGAAACCCCUGAGAAGCAUCCUCUAUGUGAUCACAGUUUAGACCACUUUUUCAACUGGACUUGGACUUACAAACUAACCUCCGAUAUACCGCAACCGUUCAUAGAUAUCCAUGGAUCAAAUAAUUCUAUUAUAGGACCGAGAAGAAAUAUGAACUGGGUUAAGAAAAUGAAACGGACUGACAAAUAUUCUGGCAAACUUGGUUACAAACGUAAGGCAGUUGCUUGGAUUCUAACAAAGUGCAAAUUGAAAACCAAGCAUCAAGACUUUAUUAAGGAAAUGAAAGAUGAAUUGAAGUCGUAUAAUUAUUCGUUAGAUAUUUAUGGUCCUUGUGGUCUUAAGAAAUGUCCAGGUGGUAGAGCCCUCAAGUGCUAUAAAAUGGUGGAGAAGAACUACUUCUUUCAAAUUGUGUUAGAAGAAUAUUUCCUCGAAGAUUACGUGACUGAGGCGAUGGUCAGUGCUAUGUCACAUUUGGCUAUACCUAUUGUUCUUGGUGCUUCUGAUUAUUCCAACUUUCUUCCCCCUGGCUCCUACAUCAACGCUCAAGCAUUCGACAUCAAGAAGCUCGGAGCCCUCAUCGACUACCUCAUCAAGAACCCGGACAUGUACGAAUUCUUCUUUGACUGGAAGAACUAUUACUACUACACAGUUAGACCGAGGUCACAAAUUUGUGACCUUUGCACCAAACUCAACGAAUACAAUGGAACCAUUACUAAAUAUGACCAUUUCAGACGCUGGUGGGAUCCAGAUUACAAAGACGUGUGCCAAAGAAUGAAAUUGUUUAAAUUAUUUAAUACUGAUGCUUAAUUUUGUAAGUUAUUGUAAGGUUAUAGAUUUCAGAAUAAGUCGUUUUGCUUUUAAUAUUAAGAUGUAUUUAAGAAUGGAUCUCAAAGGGAUACUUUAUUUUAUGCUUAAUUUGUUUAAUACUGUGGAAAUACUAACUGACGUUAAAAAAUGCCGG